Molecule: messenger RNA, 411 nt
Organism: Symbiodinium pilosum
Lineage: Eukaryota; Dinophyceae; Suessiales; Symbiodiniaceae
Source: the annotation of a GenBank genome assembly
GAGUGGCGGGGAGACGUAGACCGUCUGAGACCUCCAGCUGCCAAGAGACCGCAGCGAGAGAAAGACGGUCAAACCACGGAGCCAGCAGCGCGCACACAGCAGGGCGCACGAGGGAAGAAGGGGCCAGAGCUCUGCACGGAAGAAGAGGAGAGGGUGAUCAGCAGGGAACUGCGAGCCCUGGAGGAGGAGGAAUGCAGACAACAGUAUGAGGCAAUGCAAGCGGAGGAAGCUGAUAGAGACAACGACCUGUAUGAGGCGAUGGAAGAGCAGCUUGCGAUCGAGGCCUAUGAGGACUACCAGAGACAACAGCUGCAGCGUGGUGGAGACACGGGAGCAGCAACGGCCCUAGAUGAGGAGAAUAGUCAGGAGGAAGAGGCGACAGAAGGCAGCGGGGCGCGGCACAGUGGCUGA